AACAAUCACACACAAAACCCACUAACCUUAAGGUUACACACAAAUACACAUAUAGUUUUGCUUGGAAAAGCUUUUGGUCAUCCUUAGGAAGUUCCUAAAAGCUAAAUUUACUUUCUCUCUUUAAAUUAACUAGCCAUCAGACAUGGAAGCGAUAAUGGUGCCAUUUCAACCUCCGACUUACGGUAAUCUUAUUACAAUUUUGAGUAUAGAUGGAGGUGGAAUUAGAGGAAUCAUUCCAGGAACUAUUCUUAAUUUUCUCGAGUCUGAACUUCAGAAAUUGGAUGGGAAGGAGGUAAGAGUUGCAGAUUACUUUGAUGUAAUUGCUGGAACAAGCACAGGAGGACUUGUAACAGCCAUGAUAUCUGCACCAGAUCAAAACAACCGUCCUUUGUUUUCUGCUAAAGAUAUCAAUCAAUUUUACCUCGAUCACUGUCCUAAAAUCUUCCCCCAAAACAGAAUAUGGCCAAUAGGAAGAAUAGUGAAAUUAUUAUCUGGUCCAAAAUACGAUGGGAAAUAUCUCCGCAAACUUGUGAAGGAAAAACUAGGCGACACAAAGUUGCACCAAACCUUGACUAAUGUGGUGAUUCCCACGUUCGACAUCAAACUCCUUCAACCCACUAUCUUUUCUAGCUACGAGAUGAAGAACACUCCAUCAUUGGAUGCAUACUUGUCGGAUAUCUGCAUCUCUACUUCGGCUGCUCCUACUUAUCUUCCGUCUCAUUCCUUCAAAACUGAGGAUACUGCUGCUAAAACAACGAGAGAAUUUAACCUAAUAGAUGGUGGCGUUGCAGCUAACAAUCCGACGUUGGUGGCAAUUGGAGAAGUGACGAAGGAAGUGAUAAAACAAAAUCCGGACUUCUUUGCUAUAAAGCCAAUGGACUACAGAAGGUUUUUGGUGAUAUCAUUGGGAACCGGAGCUCCGAAGGCGGAAAAGAGAUACACGGCGGAGCUUGCGGCGGAGUGGGGGAUGUUGGACUGGUUAACCAACGGCGGUUCCACCCCAAUAAUCGACGUCUUUUCACAAGCAAGUUCUGAUAUGGUGGAUUUUCAUCUUUCUGUCAUUUUUCAAGCCCUUCAUUGUGAAGACAACUACCUUCGCAUUCAGGAUGAUACGUUGAGCGGCGACUUAUCUUCCGUGGAUGUGGCUACACAAAAGAAUCUAAAUGAUCUUGUGAAGGUUGGAGAGAGUUUAUUGAAAAAGCCAGUUUCAAGGGUGAAUUUACAGACGGGGGUUUUUGAGGAUUGUCCUUCAAAUUCAGAAACAAAUGAUCAAGCCCUUACAAGAUUCGCCAAGUUGCUGUCUGACGAGCGGCGGCUCCGCCAUGCAAGAUCACCUCAGGGAAAAGCUUCCAAAUUGAAGUUGGCGAAUGCCUCUGCUACCAAAUCAAGUUAAAUUUCCACUUUUCAUAAUGCUGAUCUCAUAUGGCUGAAACUUUUUAGAUGAUAAUUAGAAUGAUUAUUUUUAGAGAACAAUGAAAGAUUAAGUUGUGUUUGUUUAAUGAGAUUUGUUCAUGUAAAGAGGUGAAAUAAUAUCAUCUUGGUCUAGUUUUAAUUCAUUUUAUGUAUCAUAUCAUUUUUAUUAUUAAUAAUAUGUGAAGACUCCAUUCUGUGUAUCAUCAA
Molecule: messenger RNA, 1620 nt
Organism: Cucumis sativus (cucumber)
Lineage: Eukaryota; Viridiplantae; Streptophyta; Magnoliopsida; Cucurbitales; Cucurbitaceae
Product: patatin-like protein 2
Exons: 7
Coding region: 143-1393 (416 amino acids)
Biological process (GO): lipid metabolic process
Molecular function (GO): monoacylglycerol lipase activity; glycerophospholipase activity
Source: RefSeq, a predicted model, not a curated record